This is a messenger RNA of Wyeomyia smithii (pitcher-plant mosquito), 7936 nucleotides long. RefSeq names its product transcriptional activator protein Pur-beta (gene Pur-alpha). Bases 1256 to 2080 code for a protein of 274 amino acids. Gene Ontology annotation, molecular function: purine-rich negative regulatory element binding; DNA-binding transcription factor activity, RNA polymerase II-specific; RNA polymerase II transcription regulatory region sequence-specific DNA binding. The transcript is spliced from 5 exons. The record is from RefSeq and is a predicted model, not a curated record. NCBI's taxonomy places the organism in Eukaryota, Metazoa, Arthropoda, Insecta, Diptera, Culicidae. Gene Ontology annotation, cellular component: nucleus. Gene Ontology annotation, biological process: regulation of transcription by RNA polymerase II.
UGCUUGCUGCUCACUCUCGUCUACGGUGUCAAGUUCGGAAGAAGGUUGAAGCUUGGUGUUCGUCCGAUUGAAUCGAAGCAGAGGAAAAAGUUGCGUUGUGCUCCCAUAGUGGUUAAAAUUUACAAUUUCUUGUGAGUACAGUUUCGAUAAUCGUAGCGAUGUUGUGAGCAAAGUGGAAGUUUGUGGUUUACGGCGUUGACAACUGCGAACAAGCGGAAUAUUGGAAUGUGUGGUUUGAAAGCUGACGUUCCCACCAGGAAUAUUUUGUGCAUCGGUAGCAGUUCAAUAGUGUCCCACUGGAUGUUAUCUCACUGAUUACGAAAACUGCCAUUCAAUUUGUCUCGAUCCAGACAACUCGUUGUUUUUUCGCCUAUUGGGUGAAAAAAUUACAUGGCACAUCGAGAAGGUGAAUCGAUUUGGAUGUGCAGCUGCUGGAACCCGGAGGAUUAUUUUUCGGCCACUUGAGAACAGCGUUACAGUGAAUACCAAGAAAAGACACUUUGGCCUGUGGUAGAAGUGCAGGUGAUUGAUUGAAAAAAAAAAAUCCAGAAAAUAAGCAGAAUCUCAUUUGAUCCAAAUUGCAAAAGCGGCACUAAAAUGAUUCACGAAUGACCGUACGUAAGGAAUAGCAAUAAAGUAAGCCGAUAGAAGUAGCGUGGAGUAAUGAGGAGACAUUGAGCGGUGGAGUUAUCGAUUUUCCUCAUGAUCCAGCAAAGAGGCCGACGGAAAGAGAGAGUGUGAAAUAACAGCUGAGGCGAGGACGAAAAAGGAGCAAAGUAGUAUUCAAUCUGCUUGAUGGUGCCAACAACGUGUGGCUAAAGUUGAGCAACAAAGAUAGGACUAUAGAAGUGUACAAGGUCCUUUUGUCAUCUUAUGCUGAAAAAAAAGAACGAUAUGUGGCAUGUUAGACAGAAGAAGGUUGAAAAUUCACGCACUCACGCACGCGAGUGAAACAUCUGUUCGAAAUAUUGCGAGCGAGAGAAACCAUCACAGCAGAGCAUCAUCAAUAAGAAGAGCGGUCGAGUCACAGCAGGUUAACGACAGCGUUGCCAGAUCAACCGGUUGACUAACAACUCUGUUGUUGAGCAUCGUAACAACUCCGACUCGGUAGGAUAGCCCGGCGGGAGUGUAUACAGCGACAGUAGCACUCUCGAUAUCCCUAGCGUAAGAACAUUUUCUUUUGGCACCCGGUUAGAGAGCGGCUUAGAAAAUAAAUUUUAAUCUGACACUCGGUUGGUUCGGCGGUGCUUCUGAAAUGUCCGACGCCGGCAGUGGACACGAAGGAGCCCAGAAGGACUACUCGCAAAAGAUGGACGGCGGUGGUGGUGGUGAUUUUGACUCUGGGCAGCAAAGCCAGCAGACCGAACAAGAGCUGGCCACUAAGAUGUUGCAGAUCCAGUCAAAACGAUUCUAUCUGGAUGUGAAACAAAACCGUCGCGGUCGUUUCAUCAAAGUCGCAGAAAUUGGUGCGGAUGGCAGGCGUAGUCAAAUUUUUCUAGCCUUGUCCACUGCAGCCGAAUUCCGAGAUCAUCUAUCGACGUUCAGUGACUAUUACGCGUCACUCGGACCACCGAAUCCUGACAAUGUGCCCGAAGACGGUAAACUCAAGUCAGAGAUGAUGAUCAAGGACAACCGACGGUACUAUCUUGAUCUGAAGGAGAACGUGCGGGGCCGGUUUCUGCGCGUUUCGCAGACCAUAACCCGUGGAGGUCCUCGAUCGCAGAUCGCCAUCCCAGCGCAAGGGAUGAUCGAGUUUCGCGAUGCGCUCACUGAUCUGCUCGAGGAGUUCGGCACCAACGAUGGUGGCUUCAAGGGCGAACUGCCAGAGGGGCGUCAUAUGCGUGUCGAUAAUAAAAACUUCUAUUUCGAUAUCGGACAAAACAGUCGGGGCAUCUACAUGCGGGUGUCGGAGGUGAAAAGCAACUUCCGAACCGCCAUCACUGUUCCGGAAAAGUGCUGGUCACGGUUCCGUGACAUUCUCAGCGAUUACUGUGAAAAGAUGAAGAAAACGUCCGAGUCAACCACAUCGUCGAUCACUGCCGAUAACACAUUGCAGAAGCAAACAUCAAAUAACAUGUAAAUUAGUGACGAGAGAGACAGAAAUUAUAUCCUUAUUGGCUACGUUUCCGCUUGUUCUGAUUAUCUGUUUCCAGUUUAUUUUUUUCUAUACUACUAUGUUUCUUACGACAAUUUUCCAGUUUAGUUGGUUAUGUUUAUUCGUUGUUUUCUCACUUGUUUCCUUCAGAAAGAUUGGAUAAUAUGCUAAAUUAUAAAGAAAAGAAUGAAGAGUAUAAAUAUAUUAUACAUAUAGAGUUGUAGAAAAAAAAAACAGAGAAGAUCAGAUUCAAUCUGAAUAUAAAACACAGUUAUAAGAUUUAAAUAAGAAAGGAAAUCUAACAAAUUAAAUUUAAUACGGUCAAACAGAAAAAAUACGACUACACGGCGCAGAUAAAUUUAAAGCAGCUCUUAAAACGAAACAAUCGGUUCAGUGCCCAAUCAACCCUUCCGUGGAAUAAAACCGUGUGUAGAAAGAUGUUCCUUUAUCGAUGUACGAAUUGUAAAACAUAUUACUACUGAUUUUCUAUUCCGAUAACAUAACGAUUGUUAACAAUACGAAAUAUAUAUUGAUUUAGUUAUCAAAAUCCCCAUUUUCUUUGUGUUUAUACAUAUUGCAUUUGAUUGACUAUUGUUGCAUCGUAUCGCUCGGAGGAAAACAGUUUACAUAGCCACAAAAUUUAACAUCGGUCUUUCGUUUGGUUUUAAGUUUAGUUAAAACUUAAUCGUUUUUCACGAACCCUCUUUCAACUUGUGUACGCCACGUUUUAGGUUAUAAACUGAUGAGGGCUGUUUUCUACACAUGCAAUUAAACAUAUUGCGCUAUAAAUGAGCCACGUAAGGAUUGAUUUCGCGAAAAAUAAUAUAGCGGAGAAUAGGCGGGAAUAAGUUGAAAUGAACGCAGCAAAAUUCUCAGCUGGAAAUGGCUGAUAAUGUUGAAAUCAGAACAAAGCAAAAACAAUUCCCAAAACAAAGCAAGAAGUGAUUUAAAUUCAGCGAAUCAGAAACUCACAGCAUGUAACAGAAGAAAGAUUACAAAUAAACAAAUCCAAUACAGCUAACAAGAGCAAGCAUGCGCACGUCAGAUUAAUUUUUUUAUUUGUUUUGCUACAGAACACUUCCGCCAGAUAAAUAUAAGCGGAUAAUAAUGCAAAAAAAUAAUCCUGUAAAACGAUUCCCUCUUUGAAAAAAGUUAUUUCGAUUUAGCAAAACAGUAAACAGACAGAAACACAACCACACACACACAUAAGGAGCAGAUAGGUAACAAAAUACGCGGAAUAAUGUAUUUAGAGGAAGACGGUGAAAUCAAUAUAUAUUACUGUUAAAUGUUACAUUAAAGCAGGCUUCAGAGAGGGAAAGGGAAAUAAAACGACCAUGUGAAGAAAUAGUAUUUAAUUUCAGAUUAAAUUCACAUGCUUCAAAAUAUUGAUUAGCAGCAAGCAGCGAAACUGAACCCUGUUUUACCCUAUUUAUAGUUUCUUAGUAUGACUAUAACAAAUAAUUGCGUUUCGAGGAUCAUGCUUGGCAUUGAUUAAGAGAGCAGGAGAAAAAAACUAAUAGUCUGGUCGACCGACCGGGGGACAAACCUCCUAGAGGUGCCCUAAUCAAAUGGCGUGCUCGGAUCGGGACCAACAGCUGUGAUCUAUUAUGAAAUGAAACACAAGAGAAAUUCAUAAGCGAAAAAAAACUAAUGUAUUAAGAAAGUGUGCGAUCCGAGUAUACAAUGCUCGAGUGCAUGUAGCGAGCAAUUGAAUCUUCUAUAGACUACAAUCAUACCCCAGAGAAAGCUUCAGUUAUUUGUUUAGUUUUGUUUGUUAUUCGGAAACGGCUCGAUCGAAGGUCACAUAUCCGCUGGAGUUUGUCGCAGAUGUGACGCCGGUUGGGUUUGUUUCGUUGUUUAUUGUUGAGUUGUUCGGUUUCGACCAUGUUAUGCAAGCUCUAAACCCGAGCUAGUUGUUCUGGAAUUCAUGUUAUGUUAGCUUAACCUUUUCUGCGUGUCCCAUCGGAAUAUUGCAAUGAGAAGCUCUGUCAGAAGAAAAACUGUUCUAAAAUAAGAAUUGAGUAAACAUUUGGUUUCUAACUGCACAAUCAGAUUUCCGCUAAUUUCAGGAGCGAAUACUUAAAACAUCGAACUGUGUAUUUCGUUGUAAAGUCAAUUGGCUACACAACACACUGUUAUUUGGUCAGAUUUUUUUUCAUCGAAACUAAUUGGACGAUCAAUGCUGUCUGUUCAAGCAAAUUGUAAUGUCGCACGUACGCUCUGUUAAAACUGAUGGUGAAGUUCCUUAAAAGUAGCAUCCAUAUGCAAUCAAUGAUUGAUUGAAUAUCAUUAUUUUUCCAUGCAUAAGAGAAUUUAAAAAAAAAUGUUUUAUGUGGUGAAAGCAUUUCUAUAGUUACUCUGAAAAUCCCACGACUGUAAAAAUUAAAUAAUUUUGCUACAUCGUUCCAAAAACUCUGACAGAAUUGUUUAUUGAAAAGACAGCACAAAAAAACUACCUUACGUUGCAAACUGGUGUCGCACUUGAUGAUAUUGGUGUAAGUUGUAAACUGUACACGAUUUACGAAAAUCAUUAAAAAGUUUGAAAAAUAUAAUAAUUUUAUUUAUUCGCUUAAUAAACCUUCAACACUAUGAUUUAAUAUAAUUUUAUUAAAAUCUCGUAGCCUUCUAACAAGAAGAUAUCAAUCUUAUAACAGCGUAGUUUCCCUAUGCUAUUGUGACCACACUGUUAUCCCCCUACCAAUAGUAGUCUUACAUAGUAGAGAAUAUCUUUUUGAAUGUGAUAAUGUGACAAGUACUAGAAAUACAUCGUAACGAAUCCGCACCUAGUUUCGGUUGCGAUGUUUGAAGCGUAUUGCAAUAGAACAUACAAUAGUGAAACACAUGUGAAGAGCAAAGCAAAGAGUCCUUAGUAAGACUAUAUUCCGCCUAGCGGAUCCAUCGCCGAACGCUAAUUGAGACCGCUUAAAAUGUUGGAUUUAAUCCACACGGUAAAAGAGAGAGCCUUGAUAAGGAGAUAGAAAAACAAAUGUAGAGAAACAGAGGCAUGAUUGUCGUGUAUGACUUGUUUUGCUUAAAUAGACACACCUCUCCUUCAGAACAAUCAGUCCAAAUAAAUCAGAUUAUUUUCGUUCAGUUUCACUUAUAGGAGGACGAAUUUAAAAAAGUUUGAACAAAAGAGCAAUGGACAGUUGACAGAGGUAUUAAGGCCCACUGAAUGAUCCUUCCGCGUUUGAUUGUCGAAUGCAUCAAGUUCAAACAGACGAAGCAAAUAAGAUAUGGUCUUAACAUAAUUGGAACACACUACGAGAAAAUUUGUUUUUGUUUUGGGAUACACGGUGUGAAGUAUUUUAUGAAUCUGGAACCUGAAGAAAACAAUAACAGAGAAAAAAACGCUGCAAGAAAAUUGAUGGUUCUUUUUUAAAAUAAACGACAAACAACAAAAAAUCGCAAAACCAGAUUAUUAUCUAUUAUUAUUAAAAAAUGAAUUAUUAUCACUGCUACCAUUACAACAGCAACAACAAAACUAUAUUAUGAAUAAUGUGAAGAAUUUUAACUUAUGUUGUCUUUUUCUCAAGUCUAUUAUAGCGAUAAAGAAAAUAAUAAAUAUAGUAAUGAAAAAAAUAUAAAAAACGACAGAUAGGAGGACAAAUAAUAAAAAAACUGAAAAAAUACAAAAAAUAUGAAAGAGAAACAUAUAGUAGGUAUAUAAUAAUGAUAGAAAUGUUCCCGAAUCGAAAUGAUAUUCAGUUACGUCGCAAAACAGAAAACUAUGAAACGUUUGUGUUAUAAAUAAAGAAAAUGCUGCGUAUCUAUCGCCUGGCGAUGUGUUAUUUUUCUCUCCUAAACAUUAAACCAAUGGCGUUCAAAACGCUCGAUUUUAAACGACAGGACUCUAGUAAUUGAUUUUUAGAUGUUUUUGUUGAGUAACUUAACUUUGUAAAAUGAAGUGAUUGAAUGUUUUUAAUUUUGUUUUCUAUCAUUCCUUCUAGGUCACCCUGUGUUGUGACCGAAAGAGUUUAUACGAUAGCAGCUGAUUAAAGAAGCAACAAAUAUAUUUUCGCAUCCGCAAGUCGCAACCAUAGAAUAUAUAGUUAUAAAUAAUAGGCAGACAGUUUUAACACACUCAGAAUGGGGAGAGUGUCUCGAUAAGUCUUGUGUUUCUCUUUCACGUUUUCUACGGGGUGAUCGGUUUCCACUCUGUUUCAGUUUUCGCAGUAGCGCUAUACGUAAUAAGGAAAAAAACAUAGCAAAGCAACAAGUAAAAAAAAACGGAAGUUAUUCACCAUUCAAAAGAGUAAAAAACGACAAAUAUAUAGUAAGAAGUUUAUCGACGACAAAACAAAAGAAUAAACCAUAAACUAGUUUUCCUUAUAACCACCUCCAUCGCCGCCAUCAAUCGCAACCACCACGCAAACACGAUAGCUAAUCAGAAGACAGAGAACUUGAUCUAUGACUAGCGAUCCAUAAAAUUUUCCUAUUUUAAUUACUUUUAAUUUGUUAAGGUAACUUAUUACUGGUUUGCUACUAGUUGAAAAACUCUCUUAAGUGCGCCACAUUUUCUUUCCUGGAUAGCUAUUUAGCCGUAGAAGGCAUUCACUUCAUAGACCGUUAAUCGCGGGCAAGUUUCACAACCUUCGAUGAAUUUUUUCAUAAAUGGACCUACUAGUUUGUGGAACUGCAUCGGGAAGCCACACUCUUCUGUUGAUAUUUUUAGUUUUAUUGUUAAACUCCCAUAGUACGUAUUUUAUUUACGCCCUAAUGUUUGUAGGUAUUCAAAUUGGAGAAAAAUGAAAGCUAUGACACUACCUUUAUCGACGAUACAAAAAAAAAAAGAAAAUAUAAUAAAGCAUAUUUUUAGGUGAGAUGAAGUUUUUCAGUUUGAUUUUUUAUAUAGGAAUCUAAAUUAUUUAAUCCGUUUAUAAGCGCUUUUCCUGAGAAUAAUAAUAAAAACAAAAAAAAACUAGAUGAGAAAUCAUUAAGAUUAAAAUGAGUAAAUUACAAACAAAAGAGGAAAGAAUGUAAACCAUAAAAACGUUGCUGCUAACACACACAACACACAAAAAAAGGAUAACGCUGUAGAGUUCGCGAAUCAAAUGAUCAAUCUAGAUAAAACGGUUUUAUUCUUUGAUUAAGAUACUGGCUUGACGAGCAUUAUAGCCGAAGCAAUGAGUAAGAACAACUAGAACACGUGCGCUGUAGUAGUGAUGGGUCGGUUUUAGAAUACGGGAAUUAGAGGGGGAACUGUAAAUUGUGGCUAGCAACGCGGGGAAAUAAUUACUAAAAAGAUAGUAUGGAUGUGUGUAGGCAGAAACUAUUGGCGAUCUAGAUUACCCUGGUGGAGAAACCAACAAAAAGCUUUGAUACGUCCAAUUAACUUUUGUCACAUGUCUUCACAGAAAAAUUUUCUCCAAAAGUCGAAAAUAUAAGCAACACGUUUUACCGAAUAGACAAUGAAUUACACAUUACCACAUUUUUUUUCCAAAAUACUGUUUAAAUGGUGCAUAAGUUACACUGCCCACAUUCGCCAGUCAGCUGCAUAGAUCUAAGCCAAGCCCGGAGAUGGUGGUACUCACGAUUGUCUGCCAAGGCAAAAGUAACAAAAAAAAAGAAGGGAUUUAAAGUAUAGAAAUAUGCUGAAGCGAAGCAGUGAGUCAGUCGAAAAUUGUGGUAAUGGGCAGGAAGGUACAAACCCGGAAGCUGCGAAAACAUAAGAGAGAUAGAGAGAAGAAAAGCAAAAAAAACAUGCACUAGUGUUGUAAUGGAUUAAGGAAUAAACAAGUCGACAGCUUAAAUAAAAGGUGUUUUGAUUAUUUGAUUCAGGUGUUAAAAUGUUAGUAGAAAAUAUACUAAUAAAUGUGAUUACAAACAACAAAACCAAGA